Molecule: messenger RNA, 5201 nt
Organism: Lepidothrix coronata (blue-crowned manakin)
Lineage: Eukaryota; Metazoa; Chordata; Aves; Passeriformes; Pipridae
Gene: PRDM15
Product: PR/SET domain 15
Exons: 25
Coding region: 1568-5107 (1179 amino acids)
Biological process (GO): cell fate commitment; regulation of transcription by RNA polymerase II
Cellular component (GO): cytoplasm; nucleus
Molecular function (GO): RNA polymerase II cis-regulatory region sequence-specific DNA binding; histone deacetylase binding; DNA-binding transcription factor activity
Source: RefSeq, a predicted model, not a curated record
AGGGAAUGGGGGAGGAAAAGGAAGAGGCAGGUGUAGCGAUGCUGAUCCUGCCCCGGUGGGAGAAGGUGCGGCGGGAGCCCGAGGAGACAAAAGGAGGGAAAGCCGCGGACUGCGGCGCUUCGCACACGUGAAUUUUCUGCAAUACGCUCGUUUUCAUUAAACUUUGCAUAUACUUCAUGCACAUGGUGAUGGGGAGCGCUGGGAAGGGCGGGUGGCGCCGACUCUCCCAGCCGGUGUGUUACUCCGUGUCGCCCCCCGACUGGUGUAGGAAUCGCCCCCUCUCCUCCUCCUCGACAAGAAAUGAUAGAAUGGCCAUAAUUUUGCGGGAAUGCAAGGCCUCUCUGUAGUUUGCCAGAUGUUCUGCAAUUACUUUGAGCAGUAGCAUGAACAAGUUCGACUACAUCAUGAGCAAAACUGCAUUUUUAAGUGCCUUCUUGCACACGUGCAUCUGCAGCACCCACCCACUUGUGCUUUCAAAUUAUUUAUUCACACUUACUAGAAGCCCAUUCUCAAACCAAUGGAAAACUGAAGAAAGGCAAACUUUAAUUUUAGCUUGUUGGUCAUUAAGUUCAAACACAGAUUUUUAGGCGUUGGAUUUAUUUUUUAGUUAUUCUUGCUUAUUUUUUUUUAAUCCAUUUGCAAGAUCGGAAUUACUCAGCUUACCACUGGAGCCUGAUUUCUUCCUUCAGCAGUUUAUUAGGGGAAAGUGUGUUUUUGCAUCAGUUCUUACAUUUUUGGAUCCUUUAUGGCACGAGUGGUUCCAUCACAGUAACUCACAUGUCAUGCUCUGCACACAGGUACCUGUGAUGCUGCAGCCCCUCAGUUGUCUUCAUUUGGGUUCCCUCAAGUUCCAAAUAUGUUUGGAGGCCCGUGUGGCAGCUGGAAUUUUUGCAUGUAGCUGUGUGCUCUACUCUCGGGCACAAAGUCACCCAUUUAAUUAUACAAGCAGAAAAAAAAUGUGGUUUUCUGCUCUUUUACUGCCAUCAGAAUUAGGCCUUGUACCAGGUCUUAUUUCUUCCGUGUUGCUUUUCACCUGAUUAUUCACUGCUAAUGAUCGCUCUCUGUUUCAUAUAAAAAAUACCUGGAAUUCCAAGAAGCUUUGAUUAUCUCUGCAAGACAAGAGCAGAAUUAUAGGCAGUGGGAUGAGUGACUUAAUGGAGUAUUUUUCUGGUACAAAUGCUUGAAAAGAAAAAAAAAAAAAUCAGACAUGGCCCAGAGCAACAGCAGAAAGAGGGUAACAAAAUUCUGAAGCCUGUCUUCAGUGCCAUCAUGUGAGCCCACGUGGAACAUCGUGACUCUGUUUACCAGCUGGAGCGGGUGGCACGGUGUCAUUUAUCUCAAAAACUCUUGGGGAAAUACAUGUGAGAGGAGGAGUUUUGAAGCCCAUGGGUGAGUAGUGUGAGUCUGUAAAUCCGAAUUUUGAAGCAGAUAGGGGUGUUUGUUUCAGAGCCCAGCGGGUCGUCGUGCCGGGUGCGGGAACGGUGGGUGACGGAUCAGAAAUCCUGCGACGUGCAAAACAAAAAUCUUUGCUGCAGAGAUGAAAACUGCGCUAAUGCAGGUUUAAAAAAUGGCUGAAGAUGGCAGUGAUGAGAUUAUGUUUAUUUGGUGCGAGGACUGUGGGCAGUACCAUGAUUCAGAGUGUCCUGAACUGGGCCCAGUGGUGACAGUCAAAGACUCCUUUGUCUUGAGCAGGGCAAGGUCAUCUCUGCCUUCUAAUUUGGAGAUAAGACAACUGGAAGAUGGGACUGAAGGAGUGUUUGCUCUGACCCAGCUGGUGAAACGCACCCAGUUUGGCCCAUUUGAGUGCAAGAGAGUUCUCAAGGUGGAAAAAGAAUCAGUUUUUCCCCUGAAGGUGUUCCAGAAGGAUGGGCCCCUGGUGUAUUUUGACACCACAAACGAGGACGAUUGCAACUGGAUGAUGAUGGUGCGACCGGCCACCGAGUAUGAGCACCAAAACUUAACUGCCUUCCAGCAUGACAAUGACAUUUACUUCACCACCUGCCAGGAUAUCCCGCCAGGGACUGAGCUGCGAGUGUGGUAUGCAGCUUUUUACGCCAAAAAAAUGGAAAAGCCAGUGCUGAAGCAGGUCCCUAGUGUUGCCAAUGAUGUGUGCUUGGCAGUGAUGGAAUCUGAUAAAGAAGGGAAUAAGGUCUCUUCAAAACCUUCUGCUGUCUUACCCCAUAAAAAAACGAAGAAAUCCAGCAUAUCAGCAGCUGAUCCAGCAGUGAACACUCCGGAAGGCAGUGGAACAGCAGAAGCAAAGCCCAGCCAGUGGAUGUGUAAAGUGUGUUCAUCUGCUUUCCAGGAGCCUCAGCUGCUGACAGAGCACUUGCUGAGUCACCUGGAACAAGCCAAAGGUGCCCCCCAGCCCAGCCUGAAUGAUGCUGUGGCAGAGAAGGCAGCAGAGGCUCCCCCCACGGACCAGCCAGAGCCCAGUGAUGCAGCCAGUGCCAGCACAGACUCCAGGAGAAAGGCCAGGAGGGGGAGAAAGGCCAAAACACCAAAAGCAGAAGCACCUCUUGUCGUUGAGGAAGAGAAAGAUCCCGCAGUGGAACAUGUGGCUGACAUUGUAACUGAGCUCCCUCCAGAAGAGCUAGCCCUGCCUCCACCUGCAGAGGAGAGGAUUAUGGAUUUGGUUUUAGGAAAGAUGCCUAGCACCACAAAUAGCAUCAGUUCAGUGACAAAUAGGUUUGCUCAUCACCAAAACACCAUGUCCCUCAAAAGAAGUUUAAUUCUCUCUAGUAGACACAGGAUACGGCGGAAGCUGAUAAAGCAGCUUGGGGAGCACAAGCGGGUCUAUCAGUGCAGUAUCUGCAGUAAGAUCUUCCAGAACAGCAGCAACCUCAGCAGGCACAUCCGUUCUCAUGGUGACAAACUAUUUAAAUGUGAGGAAUGUGCAAAGCUGUUCAGCAGGAAGGAGAGCUUGAAGCAGCACGUUUCAUACAAGCACAGCAGAAACGAAGUUGACAGUGAGUACAGGUACAAAUGCACCACGUGUGAAAAGGCCUUUCGGGUAGAGAGUGCACUGGAAUUCCAUAACUGCAGGACAGAUGACAAGACUUUCCAGUGUGAGAUGUGUUUCAGAUUCUUUUCUACAAACAGCAACCUUUCAAAACACAAGAAGAAGCACGGGGAUAAGAAGUUUGCAUGUGAAAUCUGCAAUAAGAUGUUCUACAGGAGGGAUAUCAUGCUGGACCAUCAAAGAAGACACUUGGGAGGGGUGAGGCGUGUGAAAAGAGAAGACUUUGAGCACAGCACGGAGAACAUGGUUCGCUACAAGAAGGAGCCCUCGGGAUGCCCCGUGUGUGGGAAGGUAUUUUCAUGUAGGAGCAACAUGAACAAACACCUUCUAACACAUGGAGACAAGAAGUACACUUGUGAAAUCUGUGGACGUAAAUUUUUCAGGGUGGACGUCUUGAGAGAUCAUAUUCAUGUCCAUUUUAAGGACAUAGCCCUCAUGGAUGAUCACCAGAGAGAAGCAUUCAUUGGUAAAAUUGGAAUCUCAUCAGAGGAAAAUGAUGACAACUCUGAUGAAAGUGCAGAUUCUGAGCCUCACAAGUAUAGCUGCAAAAGGUGCCAGCUGACUUUUGGCAGAGGGAAGGAGUACCUGAAGCACAUCAUGGACGUGCACAAGGAGAAGGGCUACGGCUGCAGCAUCUGCAACCGGCGCUUCGCCCUGAAGGCGACGUACCACGCGCACAUGGUCAUCCACCGGGAGAACCUGCCUGACCCCAAGGUGCAGAAAUACAUCCACCCAUGUGAAAUCUGUGGAAGGAUUUUUAACAGUAUAGGAAAUCUGGAAAGACAUAAGCUUAUACAUACAGGUGUAAAAAGUCAUGCUUGUGAGCAAUGUGGCAAAUCAUUUGCUAGGAAAGACAUGUUAAAAGAACAUAUGCGAGUCCAUGAUAAUAUCCGAGAAUACUUGUGUGCAGAGUGUGGCAAAGGAAUGAAGACAAAACAUGCACUUCGUCACCACAUGAAACUUCACAAAGGGAUUAAGGAAUAUGAGUGCAAGGAAUGCCACCGAAAAUUUGCACAGAAGGUCAAUAUGCUGAAGCAUUACAAAAGACACACAGGAAUCAAAGAUUUCAUGUGUGAGCUCUGUGGGAAGACGUUUAGUGAGAGAAACACAAUGGAGACUCACAAGCUGAUUCAUACAGUAGGAAAACAGUGGACAUGUUCAGUGUGUGAUAAGAAGUAUGUCACUGAUUACAUGCUGCAGAAGCACAUCCAGCUCACUCAUGAUAAGGUGGAAGCCCAGAGCUGUCAACUGUGUGGGACAAAGGUUUCUACCAGAGCCUCCAUGAGUCGGCACAUGAGGCGUAAACAUCCAGAAAUCCUUUCAGUGAGGAUUGAUGAUUUAGAGCAGCUGCCAGAGACAACUACCAUUGAUGCCUCUUCGAUUGGGAUUGUUCAGCCGGAAUUAGCCUUGGAACAGGGCGAAUUACCAGAAGGGAAACAGCACAUAAAAGCUCCUAAACGUGGCCAGAAACGAAAACAAAAGUCGGGUGAGGAGGAGGAAGCUCAAGUGCCUGAGGACCCUGCCUUCAGUGAAUACACAGAGAAGGAAGGUGAAUUCACAGGGAAUGUUGGAGAUGAGACUAAUUCAGCCGUACAGAGCAUCCAGCAGGUGGUGGUGACCCUCGGCGACCCAAACGUCACGGCCCCUUCCAGCUCUGUGGGGCUCACAAACAUCACCGUCACCCCCAUCACAACAGCAGCUGGGACCCAGUUCACAAACCUCCAGCCAGUGGCCGUGGGCCACCUGACUGCCCCGGAGCGCCAGCUGCAGCUGGACAACUCCAUCCUCACCGUCACCUUCGACACCGUCAGCGGCUCCGCGAUGCUGCACAACCGCCAGAACGACGUCCAGAUCCAGCCCCAGCCAGAGGCGACCAACCCCCAGUCCGUGGCCCAUUUUAUAAACCUGACCACCCUGGUGAACUCCAUUGCUCCCCUGGGGAACCAGAUUUCGGAACAGCACCCCCUGACCUGGAGGUCAGUGCCUCAGACUGAUGUCCUGCAGCCCCAGGCGCCGGCGACGCAACAGCAGCCAGGGCAGCAGCCGGUUCAGACAGAGCAGCAGCAGCAGAUGUACAGCUACUAAUUUAUAACUUUGGGAAGUUUUGAAAUGGACUGUACUCAGAGACAAGAAAAAAAACAAAACAAAACAAAACAUUGGAAAAUUUCUAAUAGGAUUG